UCUUUAUUCUGAAAAUUCUUUUUAUUAACACCAAAUAUUUGAUUAUCCCAUCCAGGGGCAACCUGUAAGGACUUUUUAGGGUUAACUUUAUUUUGUUUAAUUUGUGCUUGAUUCUUGUUGAAACAUUCCGGUAUUUAAAAGUAAUAAUCGUCGCCUAUCUGAAAAUUGAACAGUUUCAGUGCACCCACAUAAAUUCCUUUAAUCUGAAAAUUGAACAGUUUCAGCGCACCCACAUAAUGAUGCCGGAGCAAUCGUUAACGAAUUUAUCAAUACAGGACAUAUCAUGGAUAGUGAAGAAGGAGAAACAAUUAUUCAAACAGAGCACACGGACACUACUAAAAAUAAAGAAGAUUCAACUAAAGAAAGCAGAAAAAAUAUUAUUGAACUGUCGUCCGACGAAGAAUGGAUUGAAGAAACUGAAGAAAGUGGAUGCUGUGACAACAUUACACGAACAAACAGAUGCGCAGAAUUAAAAUUGGACAAUUCCGAACUUCUGUGUUGUAAAAAAGAAAUUAAACGCGGUUUUGAUUUAUUCCACGUUAUACAUACAGGAAAACCUUCCCAUUCAAUUUGGUACAAUCCUAAAGAAACACGUUGCGAAGCCCUCGACCUUUGUACAAAAACGCAUCGAAUUUGCAAAUACUUUGACGGGAAAGAAUCCGAUUACAGCGGUACCCUACACACACACUGCAUAUUGGCAACCUAAGUACUCGAACGAGCAGAAAGAUCCUCUGAAGGUGAACACUUGCGAAUACGACGAGCUUUCUUUAGAGCAAGACAAUACAUAUGCAAAGGUUGUGCCGACAUCAACAGAAAGAGAUAUGGGCACCACUGCUACACAUGCAACGCAAGAAUUACGGUUAAGCACGUUACUACCCCUAAUUACAACAAGAAUGCUGUUGUCUACGUGCUUGACCGUGAUUAGCUAUGUGAAGGCCCAUAUCUCCUUUGACUUCGACAAUAUACAAGAAGAGACAAUAACAACACAAAGACAACCACUAAAAGCACAACUCAAAUGUAACUUUGCCGACUACCUAUUUAAAAACAACAUAAUGAGGCGUUAUUCAGUUAAUGAAACAACUAUUGGAAGGGUCGAAUACAUUGACUACAGAUGUAAUGUUCAAAGACGCGAUGCCAAUCGAUCCACAUCCUACUCUAAUAACUAUGAAUUCAUCAUCUAAAUUCGACAUUCUAAAAUGGCAUCCGUCUGAAUACCAAGCAUUUGAGAACCAAUGUACGAUACUCUUCUUAGGAACACCGCUACUUAAGAUAUUCAAUAACAAAGAACUACGGGAAAAUAAUACUUGAGGUCCUGAGUUGUUGUAUAUGUUAAGUAUGCACAAACAAGACAAAGAACAACCGACUGAGCACGUGCUAGAUAAAUUUCAAGAUUAUAUUUUUUUGUAAA
Molecule: messenger RNA, 1408 nt
Organism: Hydra vulgaris (swiftwater hydra)
Lineage: Eukaryota; Metazoa; Cnidaria; Hydrozoa; Anthoathecata; Hydridae
Source: RefSeq, a predicted model, not a curated record